Messenger RNA from Poeciliopsis prolifica (blackstripe livebearer), 1759 nucleotides. Its product is annotated as heat shock 70 kDa protein 12B-like. The coding region runs from base 103 to 1659 and encodes 518 amino acids. The transcript is spliced from 6 exons. The record is from RefSeq and is a predicted model, not a curated record. Lineage: Eukaryota; Metazoa; Chordata; Actinopteri; Cyprinodontiformes; Poeciliidae.
AAUGGACGUUCACUCCAGUCUCAAGUUGUUCUGAGACUCUAACAGAUUUUCUUCUGAGUUCAUUUCCAUCCAUUUUCCAUCAUCUCUAACCAGAAACUGUCCAUGCAGGGAAAAGACUUUCUUCUUUUUUAUUUCAUUUUCCCAACAGACAUAGACACAGGAACCUACAACUGCAAUGUCAAUAAUUACCGGUUAAAAAAAACCCUGACGAGGAAACAGGUGCUGCCUGAUGUCAAAGUUCAAACUGACUCUCUCAUCAUAGCCAUAGACUUUGGUUCUGGAUUCAGUGGCUACGCCUUCAAUGUUAAACCCAGAGAGGAAGGAGGUGAAACCCAGAUAAAGAGAUGGAGUAAUGGACUUGGACUGGACACCCCAAAGACUCCAACCUGCAUCCUGUUUGAUGAACAUGGAGAAUUUAUGAAGUUUGGUUAUGAAGCUAUAACAGCAUUUAAUAAUAUGAGAGAAGAAGAAGCUGAGAAACAUUAUUUCUUUGAAAACUUCAAGAGGAGGGUCCUUUACAGAAACAACUGGAGAAUCUACACAGCCAACAGGAACUGGAUGUCGACCCAGAAGGUUUUUACAGAAGUUCUGAGAUUCCUGAAGGACGAUGCUCUGAAAACCAUCAGACCUCAUCCAGAAGUUGGAGGAUUCACAGCUGAUGACUUCUUCUGGGUUCUGACUGUUCCUGACAUCUUGGAAGAUUCCACUAAAGAGCUCAUAAUAAAAUCUGCAACUCUGGCUGGUCUGGUAACAGACGACACUAAAGACAAACUGGUGUUUGUUUUGGAUUCAGAAGCAGCUUUGACCUGGUGUUUGAACCUUCAACCUGAUGGUUUCAUCAAACAGAACCACAGCAGAGACUCACAGGAUCAACCAGCAGAACCAGCAGAACCUGAUACCAGCUGUAACGAUCCAGCAGGAAGUCAGGAGGCUGUACAGUUUACUGUGGAACCAGAAGAAACCAAAGUUCUGCUGGAGACCCAAAGAGACGGGAAACGGUUCCUUGUUGUCGACUGUGGAGAUAAAAAAAUUCACUUCACUGUUCAUGACGUCCUGGAAGGAGGAGCCAUGAAGAAACUGUAUAACGACUCUCAGGACAAUCUGGGAGGAAGAUCUGUGGAUAAAAACUUCAAACAGUUCCUGAGAGAAAUCUUCUCCAAUGAAGUCUGGCAUAAAUAUGAGAAAAACUUCCCUCUUGAGGUUCUGAAGAUGAUGUUUGAUUUUACUCAUCUUGAACAGGUGGAUGAAGAUGUUCAGAUCAGUUGCCCGGGUACCCUGGUCAUGUUGGCUCAGAAAAUCAAAGAGAUUGAAGCGUUCUUUGAUUCAGUGGAAGGAGCUUCCUGGAAUAAUGGAUCCAUCAGAAUCAACAGAGAAAAACUGAAAACUUAUUAUGAUGAGAGUCUGCAGGGAAUCACUGAGAGCCUUGGAGAAAUAUUAAACAAGGAUUUCAACAUUGGAUAUAUUGUGUUAGUGGGAGGCUUUGCUGAGAGCCAGAUUCUCCGUCAGCACAUCACUGAUCAGUUUGGACCUCAGUAUAAAGUCCUGUGUCCUCUGAGACCCCAGGAAGUGAUUCUGAAAGGAGCCGUAGAGAUGAGGAGAAACCCAAAGCUGGUGGAGUCUCAGAGAAAACGUCCAGCUUGGUUCAAAUGUUUGUCAUGAGAUUUAUUUUUAUUUAUUUUUUGUUCUGAAUAAUUAAGACAAUGUGAAUAGUUUUGAUUCAUUUUUUGGGGAGGUAUGAGGGGGUUCAUUGAAUAACUUU